Cladophialophora bantiana CBS 173.52 is the source of this 1236-nucleotide messenger RNA. RefSeq lists its product as uncharacterized. The transcript is spliced from 3 exons. Bases 1 to 1236 code for a protein of 411 amino acids. The record is from RefSeq and is a predicted model, not a curated record. Lineage: Eukaryota; Fungi; Ascomycota; Eurotiomycetes; Chaetothyriales; Herpotrichiellaceae.
AUGUCACUUGUUGAUGGCAUUCAAUCUACAUCGACGCCCGAAAUUGCGGAUAUCGCCGAAUUCAAAGCCUGGUCAAAGCAGAUUCUGAUUCAAUCUGCAGAGGACACCACAGGGACUUUGAAGAUGUCAAAAGCAGAUGCCAUAAGUCUCGCCAAUGUCGUUACAAUAUGGGAGGGGAAGGAUACUGAGAGAAUCACUUUCGCCAACAGCUUUCCGAGGGAGAUUGACAGCAUAGGAUCCAAAGAACGGGAUUCUGUGUCUUCUAAGCUAUCUCGCGAGGCACGUGUGCUUAUUUGCAUGAGAGUAUACGCUGACAUCUGGGAGACAUUUGCGUUCGAGCCACCCCCAAAGACUCCUUCACCUAGCACUAAUGCAGUUCAAAGCAUCAACCAAGACCCACCUCGAGCAGUAUCACCCACACCAGCUGCGGGCCAUCUUCUAGAUGGACAUGACCUUGCAAUCUUGCUCGAACGUACAAUUUCUCUUGGCGUCCUCACUGAAGCAGAGACGAAAGGUCGUAUGCGCACGACCGUUACCACCGCUGACCGCGCUACUUGUGAUCAUGCGCUCCUGCCAGACUGCAAUGAAGCAUCCGAAGAGGAUAAGAAGCUCGUGACUGCCAUGCUUCUACUCUUUAUCCUCGGCCGUGUUGGCACCGAGCCCAUCACCGAAUUCCACUGGUCUCAGCCGAAGGGUGGUUGCCGUCCCACAUGCUCUGAUUGUUCACGGGUCAAUGACUUCCUCGCCGAUCCCGCUCAUAGAGUUGGCCAAUUUCCCAUGGGCAAAGCUCGGCGUCAUCACGUGCAUACCUAUUACACAGAUAACGCUGGCAAAAACUACACUGUGACGACCCUCCGGAACCCGAAUCCCAAUGUACUGCAGAUUACCAAGAAUAAGAGCAAAGCUGAGACCGUGCACGGCAGCUGGAAGCAAAGGAAAGCAGAGGCUAAGAAGAUGAUCGCGGAGCUUGCGAGUGCCCCUUCCUUUCAUCUUUAUGUUGAAGAGACAGUGCCCGCACCGAUCCUCGCUGUCGAAGCGGCGAAGCUUGUGGCCCUGGAGAGACCACCUUUACUUGCGGCUGAUGUCAAUCGUCCUCCUGCCACUGGCUCGAAGAGAGCUGCUCCAGCCGAUUCAGACGAAGAGGAGGUCUCAAAGAUGAUGAUGACAGACGCACAGCCUGCACCCAAAUUUGUGCGGACGAGACGUGGGCCUAUAGAGGUCAUCGGCCUCACUUGA